Molecule: messenger RNA, 2544 nt
Organism: Solea senegalensis (Senegalese sole)
Lineage: Eukaryota; Metazoa; Chordata; Actinopteri; Pleuronectiformes; Soleidae
Gene: slc26a10
Product: solute carrier family 26 member 10
Exons: 17
Coding region: 145-2337 (730 amino acids)
Biological process (GO): transmembrane transport
Cellular component (GO): membrane
Molecular function (GO): chloride transmembrane transporter activity; oxalate transmembrane transporter activity; bicarbonate transmembrane transporter activity
Source: RefSeq, a predicted model, not a curated record
UUUGAGCCAUGUCAUUGGCUACGAAGAGAAAUGCAGUGACUCUUGAGGUCACAGCUGAGUUUGUUUGCUAUAAAUGUGUUUUGUCACAGACAACACGUUUAGUGGGUGACUGGACUCUCAUCACUCCUCAGCAGCAGGGACAGUAUGAGCGCGUCUGUGGCCGUGUACAGGGGCGUCUACACCGAGGACCGCUUCAAACAGGCCUACGGCUCCGAGGACAGCGCCAAUGGAAGUCUGCGGCUGCGGGACAAGCUCGCCGGGAAGUGCAGGUGUUCAACACGAGCCUUCCUUCACCUGCUCAGGGAGAGAGUCCCCAUUUUCAAGUGGCUGCCGAGAUACAGGCUGAAAAAAUGGAUUGUAGGAGACACUAUAGCGGGACUGACAGUCGGUGUUCUUCACAUUCCUCAAGGCAUGGCCUUCGCUUUACUCACGUCAGUGGCACCAAUAUUUGGCCUUUACACCUCCUUCUUCCCCGUGAUCCUCUAUAUGUUGUUUGGCACAGGCCGCCAUGUUUCCACAGGUACCUUUGCUGUGGUGAGUCUGAUGACUGGCUCUGUGGUGGAGCAGUUGGUUCCCAGUCCCCUGGACCUGAACUCCAGCUCGUCUGAAGCAGCUGACUUUGAGGCCCAGAGGAUUGGAGUGGCCUCAGCUGUCGCUCUUCUCUCAGGAAUUCUAAUGCUCUGUAUGUGUGGUCUUCAGCUGGGCUUCCUGUCCACCUAUUUAUCAGAGCCAAUUGUUAAGGCCUUCACCAGUGCUGCUGCCUUCCAUGUCACCAUCUCUCAGCUGCAAAGCAUGCUGGGCCUGCGGCUUCCUCGCCACACUGGGACGUUCUCCCUCUUUAAGACUUUAGCGUCAGUGAUGGAGAACCUGCCUCACACUAACAUGGCUGAGCUGCUGAUCUCCCUUGUGUGUUUGGCUGUCUUGGUCCCAGUUAAGGAGAUCAACAGGCGUUACCGGCAGCGCCUGUGCACACCCAUCCCUGUGGAGAUUCUCACGGUGAUUCUUGCUACAGGUGUGGCCUAUGCCUCCUCACUGGACUCAUCUUACAACAUUGAGAUAGUCGGCCACAUCCCAGCCGGAUUUCCAAGGCCACAAAUGCCCGCCUUGCACACGUUACCUGACAUUGCUGGCGACACGGUAGCCAUAACAUUUGUCGGUUAUGCUGUUUCAGUCUCACUGGCAAUGAUUUAUGCCGAUAAACAUGGAUAUUCCAUACAACCCAACCAGGAGCUGCUGGCUCAUGGUAUCUCCAACACAAUAUCCUCCUUUUUCACCUGCUUCCCCAGCUCGGCCACUCUAGCCACCACUAAUAUUCUGGAGAGUGCUGGAGGACACACACAGCUCUCCGGCUUGUUCACGAGUCUGGUUGUUCUGAUUGUACUGUUGUUGAUUGGACCUCUGUUCUACUUCCUACCCAAGGCAGUCUUGGCCUGCAUCAAUGUCACCAGCCUCAGGCAGAUGUUUCUGCAGUUCCAGGACUUACCUGAGCUGUGGAGAAUCAGCAGGAUUGAUUUUAUGGUUUGGGUGGUAACCUGGCUCUCCGUAGUGGUCCUUAACGUGGACCUUGGCUUAGCCAUUGGAGUGGUUUUCUCCAUGAUGACUGUCAUCUGUCGCACUCAAAGGGCCAACUGUUCAGUACUUGGCCGAGCCAGCAACACAGAACUGUACAGACCUCUGGAGAACCACAGCAAGUGCUAUGAGGUCCCAGGAGUGAAGAUUCUGACUUACAAUGGGCCUAUUUACUACGGCAACCGCAGCUUCUUCAGGGAGGAGAUAAGCAGGCUGCUGGGCCUGACGCCAGAGAAGAUCCGCAGCUGGGAGAAGGCCAGGAAAGCUCUGGAGAAACGGGAGCGAGAAGCCGCCGUCAACACUGUGGAAAGAGGCAUUACAAACACAUCUUUUUCCUUAGAAAACGAGUUCUUUAAAUCAGGUGAGAAAAGCCUUUGUUGUGGCCUGCGAUGGACGGCAGUAAGUAUGGAUGUUGUUUCAAAGACUGCCAAUAUUACAGCAUAUUUCCUUGGCAGAUUGUUUUUUCUCUGUUGUGCAGAAACAGCUGAGAGUGAUGUCCAGGCGGUGGUGAUUGACUGCAGCAGCGUGAUAUUUGUUGAUGUUGCCGGAGCAAGACUCUUCACACAGAUGUGUACAGAAUGCCAGAAAGUGGGAAUUUAUGUUUUUUUGGCUAACUGCAAUGAGAGUGUGUUAAAGAUGCUGACAUCAAGUGGUCUGAUGAACUAUAUGAACCCCCAACAUAUUUUUGUCACCGUUCAUGAUGCGGUGAUGUAUAUUCAGCAGCAGAAGGAAAAACCUCUGGAGAACACAACAACUGUAUGGGUUUGAGGCAAAUCACCACGGCAACCAAACCAUAAACCAAGUCUAAACUGGCAGAGGACAUUGGGGACGUUGACAUUUGUUUUAGUCGCUGACUCCACGUCUCUCAGCUGAACUCAUACAGUAUUUGGUCCAGAUUGUACUGUACACCAAUGUUUCAUAGAAACAGUAGCCGGUUGUAGCACUAUGCCAAAUAAAAAUAAUUAUAACAUUAAA